Dovyalis caffra is the source of this 8052-nucleotide messenger RNA. NCBI's taxonomy places the organism in Eukaryota, Viridiplantae, Streptophyta, Magnoliopsida, Malpighiales, Salicaceae. The record is from the annotation of a GenBank genome assembly.
AUGCGCGGCCACCAUCCUCGCUACCGCCCCGGCGGCCGCGGUCAACCACCGCAACGACACCCACCACCUCAAGAACUACCACCAGAGCUUCUUCCUUUCAAUCCCAAUUUUGUCCCUCUCCAAGACCCAAAUUUUUUCCUCCAUAACUUCACUAAUGCUUUACUCCAACAAAGCUUCCCCAUGCAAAACCCUAACUUUUUUCUCCCUCCACAGCAACAAGAAUUCCCUUUUCAACAACAACUACAGUUUCGUGAACAACAGCACCAAGAGCCGCCUCCCCCAGGAGCACCACCACCUCCACAAGAACAACAAAAGCAGCAACAAGAGCCACCAACACUACAACAAAACCUGCCUAAAUUUCCACAAAACCCCAAAAAGAAGGUGAAACAAGACAAUAAAGAGCUACAAUUAGAGAGAGCUGAUAGAGCAGUAGAGAAAGCGCGGCAAGAUCUUUUCGAAGCAGAAGAGAAUGUUUCUUCAUGGAAAGUCUCGCAGUCUGUGUUAGUGAAUUUGCAAGCUGAGUCAUGGGACUCUUUAGGGUUUAGAAUGCAGGAGGUUCCUGCUCUUUUUCGGCUUAUGGUCACUGAAGGCAAGAUAAAUGCAUUUAUACAUUGCUUUGUUGGGGUACGGAGAAUUACAUCAAUUUAUGAUUUGGAAGUGGCAAUAUGCAAGAACGAGGGUGUUGAAAACUUUGAAGAGCUGGGAUUGGGGCCGUUGAUGAGACAUCCGCUGGUGUUGCAUUACUUUUCGAUGAAACCCGAUGCUAGUACAGAAGUUUUUAAGAUAACUAGCGAGGAGAUAAUUCUUUGGCUUAGUGAGUUUAUGGGCACUUGUCAGAAGAAAGUUAUUAUUGUUGAUGAAUUUCUGUAUUUUCUUGCAAAGAAUUAUUCGGUCAAGGGACCAGAAAUGCUGGGCGUGCGUAUUCAAAGCUUGGGGACACAUAUUUCUUUUAUUCGAGAAGCCAAAGCAUCUGAAAAUUCAACACAAAGGAAAUGCCGAGAGAUAUUAGCAAGGAAUGGAACAUUAAAGAAAUGCCAAGACGCAAGAUCAAGUGGACCUCGAGUCCGACCUCGGAGGUAUGAAGGGCGUUUUUCUUCAGAGAAGGAGCAACUGGAAGAACGUUUUUCUGCUGUACGCGAGCGUAUUAAAUCAUUUUCCCAGGAAAACAAUGGUUUCUGUGGCAAACACAUCAGAUUUGUUUCAUCAAGCUCUGAAGAUGAAAAAAGUGAUGAUGGAACGUAUGACAAUGAAACAACCAGUAAUAACGUAGGCAGCCACUCAAAGUAUUCAGCACAGGCAAUAAGCAGUUCUGAUCGGGUGAGUAGAUGUCCUUACCCUUCUGCAAUUGAAGAGAUGUCACGCCUUGGGUUGAAAGGUGAAAUGGGUGUCCAAUUUUCCCCUGAUGGUGGCAGCUCAAGGCCCAAAGAGAGUAACAGGUCAUUUUUGAAGAAAAGAAAACUUGAAGAUGUAAGUUCUGUGCCUUCAAAAUUGCUCAGAAGCAGUAAGAAACACGUUCAUCCAAUUGAUAAUUGUGACAAGACUGAAAUGUUUGGUACCCCAAGUGAAGAUGAUAUUUCACUAUCUAGCAACUCCCUGAGGGCCUUUAUCACCACCUGGAAGGAGGCGUGUAAGGAUUACACUGUGGCAGAGGAAAAUUCUGGAAUCAAUAAAGUACGAGUUCUUUGCUUGAAGAAGCAGGGAGGGAACAUUGUUUUUUCUUCUGCUGUGGUAGACUUUGAUCUUUAUCGACCCUUGGUCACAUCUAUCAAGUGUGGAAUGUGGGAUAGCAUUUAUGAUACUUUCCAAGUCAUAAGUCAACCUGAGUCAGCUAACACCCCAUCUGGCAACUGUUCUGAAUACGAAUGCAUUGAUGUUGAACCAAGUGAAAAGCAGGCACCAGUGGUCUGUGUCCCAGUUGAAGAAAUAAUUGAGAAAAUUACUACGUAUUACGAGCUUCAUUGUGAGUAUCAGAGCAAUGGUAAAACAAUUCUGGAAAACAAAUUCAUCUCCAUGGGGAAGCUGUCCAGUUGUGAGCUGUGGCUAGUAGACCAAUUUGGUGUUAAGGAAUUUAAGUCCCUUGGUCAUGGGGAAUUUUUUGUUUUCCUGGAGAAACAUGCCUCUCUAUUGCCUGCUAAAUUACAGAAUCUCUUGUCUGGUGAUGGAUAUGAAAAGUCUCCUUUGGAGGUCUCGAUGCUCCAGCAUCAGUUGAUGGUGUUAGUGUCUCAAGCUUCAUAUAGUUUGUGGGAGAAUCAAACUAUUACCAAACAGAUGAUUGCGGCACUGCUUACAAGACAAUUUCCACUGCUUAGUUUUAAAAUUAUGGAAAAUGGUUCUAUUGAAGAUUUUCAACAAAUUGUGGGAAAAUAUAAGAAUAAUGUAAUUUCAAAAUGUGUCCUGUUUUCUGCUACAUUGUCAGGAAUGCAUCGUAGUGGAGACUCGUUGCCUCUCACGGAAGACAAGUUAGAAACGAAUGAAACGAGAAACAAGGGUGAUGACUUGAUGGUUGCAUUUAGUUCUAUUACAUCUAAAGAUGCAAUUGAAGUUUUGCUUAGAGCACCAAUGCUGUCUGAUUUAAACUCGUGGUCGCAUUGGGACCUUAAAUUUGCUCCCUCCCUCGGCCCUCUUGUAGGAUGGUUGUUGAGUGAGGUCAAUGCUAAAGAAUUGAUGUGUUUGGUUACAAACGAUGGCAAGGUGAUAAGAAUUGAUCAAUCUGCUACUGCAGAUUCAUUCUUGGAAGCUGCACUUCAGAGAUCAUCUUUUCAAACGGCAGUGAAACUUUUAUCCUUCCAUGCCUUUGAAGUCAUUUUGAAGAAUCAUUCUGAAAAUAUGGAAGUAGAGGACGACAAGAACUGUUUUUUGCAUGGAAAAGCAGUUGGAGUCGCUUCUAAUAAUUUGAGUGUUGAAUUGCAAAAAAAUUCUUUUAAAAUCAACCAGGCAAUGCAUUUUGCUUCAAGGUUUGUCCUUGAUUGUCUUGGUUUUAUGCCUGCAGAAUUUCAUGGUUUUGCAGCUGAUGUGUUACUCUCAGGGAUGCAAUCUGUAAUAAAAGAAGCCUCUUCACUGAUUUUGUACAAAUGCAACCAAAAAGAACGCCUGAUGCUUCAUGAAAUAGGAUUAUCUAUCGGGGUAGUAGAUUGGGUUGAUGAUUACCUUGCAUUUUGUUCUGAUGGUACCACUGACUUGUCCGUAUCUUCUGGCUCAUCAUGCUUGGAAACUGUGAGGUCUGAGAUAAGCACAGAAAAUGUGACUCGGAGAGAAGAUGUGAAUUCUGAAACUUAUACUCAAGUUAGAUGCACAAUUGAUGGUGCUGUAGUUUCCAGUGAUGAAAUUGGCAGUGGUUGCAUGGAACAAUCAUCUGACCUUGACAAACAUAAGGAUGCAGCCAUGGUAAUUGAAUCAAUCAGGAAAGAAGAAUUUGGUCUGGAUGCAAAUCUUUCAAAUACAGAGAGCAGCAUGUUGAAGAAGCAGCAUGCACGCCUAGGGAGAGCUCUUCAUUGUUUGUCCCAGGAACUAUAUUCACAGGAUUCACAUUUUCUUCUUGAGCUUGUUCAAAAUGCAGAUGAUAAUAUCUAUCCCAAAAACAUGGAACCUACUCUGACAUUCAUCCUUCAAGAAUCAGGUAUUAUUGUUCUGAAUAAUGAGCAAGGCUUUUCUGCUCAAAAUAUCAGAGCUCUUUGUGAUGUUGGAAAUUCAACCAAGAAAGGAUCUGGUGGUGGAUACAUAGGGCAGAAAGGAAUUGGCUUCAAAUCAGUAUUUCGGAUCACGGAUGCUCCGGAGAUUCAUUCCAAUGGAUUUCAUAUCAAGUUUGACAUAGGUGAGGGUCAGAUUGGUUUUGUUUUGCCAACAGUUGUGCCUCCUUGCGAUAUCAACUUUUUCAGUCAUCUGGCGGCUAUACACCCUGAUCAAAUGACUAGUAACAGUUGGAAUACUUGUAUUGUGCUUCCUUUCCGGUCAAAAUCAGAAGAAACUGCAAUGAAAAUGUUUUCAGAUCUUCAUCCUUCUCUGCUUCUUUUCCUUCAGCGCCUCCAAUGUAUCAUGUUCCGAAACAUGCUCAAUGAUUCACUCAUCAUCAUGCGGAAAGAAAUUUUGGAAGAUGGUAUUGUAAAGGUUUCAUGUGGGAAAGAUAAAAUGUCCUGGCUUGUAGCAUCGCAGAAGUUGGAGGCACAUGCUAGUCGUCCUAAAGUGCAAAGAACUGAAAUUGCCAUAGCAUUUACACUCGAGGAAUCAGAUAAUGGGGAGUAUAAUCCACGUUUGGACCAACAGCCUGUUUUUGCUUUUCUUCCUCUAAGAACUUAUGGUCUGAAAUUUAUUCUUCAAGGUGACUUUAUUCUGCCUUCAUCGAGAGAGGAAGUGGACAAGAAUAAUCCCUGGAAUGAAUGGUUGUUGACAAAGUUUCCUGGUUUGUUUGUUAGUGCAGAGAGAUCUUUUUGUGCUCUCUCUUGUUUUAGGGAGAACCCAGGCAAAGCUGUGGCAGCUUAUAUGAGCUUCGUUCCACUUGUUGGGGAGGUGCACGGUUUCUUUUCUGGCCUUCCUAAAGCAAUUGCUUUAGAAUUACGAAGAACAAGCUGCCUGCUUCUUGAAGGAGACAGGAGUAAAAUGGUUCCUCCUUGCAGUGUUCUGAGAGGUUGGGAUGAGCAGGCUCGGAAUCUUCUACCUGAUAGCUUGCUUCAAGAGUACCUGGGCCUUGGAUUCUUGGACAAGAAUAUAGUUUUGUCUGAUUCACUUGCAAGGGCACUGGGUAUCAUGGAGUAUGGGCCUGAAACUUUAAUUAAAUUUAUGUCCCAUUUAUGUCGCACAGAGAAUGGAUUGAAGUUGAUGGGCUUGGGUUGGUUAUCGUCAUGGCUAAACACCCUCUAUGCAAUUUUAUCUCGAUUUUCUGGGCAAACUGAUCUCAUAGAUGACCUUCGACAUAUUCCAUUUAUUCCCCUUUCAGAUGGAACGUACAGCUCAGUGGAUGUUGGUACAAUUUGGUUACACUCUGAUACCUUAACCACUGGGUUUGAUCGUGUGCAUAGACUUGAGGCUUUUCCGAAAUUGAAUGCCAAACUUCAGAUUGUAAACCCAGCCCUUCUUUCUGCAUCAGCUGUAGAUGGGACUUUAGUUGACAAUGUUGCUAGGAUGCUUCAUAGAAUUGGUGUGCAAGAACUGUCUGCACAUGAAAUUAUUAAGGUUCAUAUUUUGCAAGCUAUCUCUGAUGACAGAAUCACAGACAGGGACAAGGAUUUAAUGAUAGAUUAUCUGUGCUUUAUAAUGAUCCACCUACAAUCUGGCUGCUCUAAUUGUUGUGAUGAAAGGAAGCACCUUAUCUAUGAGUUGCAAAAUAAAGCUUAUAUAUUGACAAAUCAUGGAUAUAGAAGGCCUGUUGAGACGUCAAUUCAUUUCAGUAGAGAAUUUGGGAAUCCUAUUGAUAUGAAUAAGUUAAUUAAUAUGGUGGAUAUGAGAUGGCAUGAGGUGGAUAUUAGCUAUCUGAAGCAUCCAGCAAAUAAAUCCCUCUCAAAUGGAUUGAUGAAGUGGAGGGAAUUUUUGCAGGAAAUUGGCGUUACAGACUUUGUGCGAGUUAUUCAGAUUGAAAAGAGUGUUGCUGAUUUAUGUCAUUCUGUUCCAAAUAAUAUGGCAUGGGAUACAGAACUGUUUCCCCCUGGAUUAACAGCAAAAGAUUGGGAAUCUAGUGAGUUGGUGCAUUUAUUGUCUAUUUUGUCCACAAGUGGUGAUGGAGAACGCUGUAAAUAUCUCUUGGAGGUUCUUGACAUGCUAUGGGAUGAUAACUUUAGUCACAAAGCUACCAGUUACUAUGAUUUAAAGUCCAGCAAUAAUAGGAGAGCCUUCAAGUCUUCCUUUAUAAGCAAAAUCUGUGAUUUUCAGUGGGUAGUUUCCAGCAUGGACAAUGAACUUCACUACCCUAAAGAUUUAUUUUAUGAUUGUGAUGCAGUACGCUCUAUCCUGGGUGCUGCUGCUCCAUAUGCUCUUCCAAAGGUGAGCAGCAGAAAGUUAUCGAGUGAGCUUGGCUUGAAGACUGAAGUCACUAUUGAUGAUGCUCUGGAAAUUGUAGGAGUGUGGAGGAAAUCUGAGACCUCUUUCAAAGCCAGCAUAGCACAAAUGUCAAAAUUAUACACAUUUAUCUGGGAUGAAAUAUCUUCUUCAAGGAACAAAGUUUCAGAAGCAUUCCGUUCGGGACCAUUUAUUUUUGUUCCAUGUAAAUCUGGUUCUAGGCAUGAGGAUUUGGUACCUGGUGUAUUUUUGUCUGCUGAAGAUGUAUAUUGGCAUGAUCCAACUGGCUCUAUGGACAGGAUGAAGGAGAUCCAUCCUCAGGGUGGGUCAACAAGUGUUACACAGUGCCCGUUGAGCAAGACAUUGUGCAAUGUUUAUCCAGGCCUUCGUGACUUUUUUGUUAAUGAGUGUGGAGUAUCUGAAAUCCCUACUUACCUUAGCUAUCUUGAUAUUUUGCUGCAGUUAUCAAUUGCUGUUUUGCCUUCACAAGCUGCUAGUACAGUUUUCAAAGUCUUGUUGAUGUGGGCUGAGGGACUGAAAUCUGGAUCUUUAAAUUCAGAAGAUGUUAUUCACUUGAAAGAAUGUCUGACAAAAUUGGACUAUACUGUACUUCCUACAGCACAAGAUAAAUGGGUUUCUUUGGACCCUUCUUUUGGUCUGGUAUGCUGGUCCGAUGAUAAGAACUUACAGAAGAUAUUUAAGAAUUUUGAUAAUAUAGAUUUCUUGUACUUUGGCAGUCUGAGUGGCAGUGAGCGAGAGAUGCUUAAAACUCAAGUCUCUCUCCUCCUGCAAAACUUGGGUAUACCAGCUCUCUCAGAGGUUGUAACUCGUAAGGCAAUAUACGAUGGUCCAGCAGACUCUAGCUUCAAAGCUUCAUUGAUUAACUGGGCUCUUCCUUAUGCUCAGCGAUACAUCUAUAGCACACACCCCAAUAAAUAUUCUCAACUCAAGCAGUCUGGAUUCAAUAAUCUAAAGCAACUGCAGGUUAUAGCUGUUGAAAAGUUAUCCUACCACUAUGCCAUAAAAAAAUGUCACAUUGUUUCUAUGAGGAAAGAACAAUGUAGCUGUCUUCUGGAGGGUAAUACUUUGUACACAAGGUUGGAAUCUGAUUCACAUGCUUUGUUUUUGGAGCUUUCUCGUUUAUUCUUUGACGGAACUCCAGAAUUACACUUGGCAAAUUUCCUUCAUAUGAUCACAACCAUGGCUGAAUCUGGUUCCACAGAGGAGCAAACAGAAUUCUUCAUUCUGAACAGCCAGAAAGUGGCAAAGCUUCCUGAUGACGAAUCUGUUUGGUUACUUUCCUCGCCUCAGUCUUUGACGAAGAAUGAUGAAUCACUUCAAAUAGAUGUUUCUCCAAGAGCAAUAAAUGAACAGAAACCCUCAAAAUUCAAGUUGAAAGCCAGUGUUGGUUCAUAUUGGCCACCUGCAGACUGGAAAACUGCACCGGAUUUUCAUAACAGCCGACAUAGCAUAAAUGACGAGCAGAUUGUCAUAGAAACAGUUAACGUGGUUCCAGUUAAGAACGAUGUGGAUUUCACCAUUGAAAACAAUGCAGAUGAGUUGCCAGAGUCUGAUAAUGUGGACACCCAGACUCCCAAGUUCAAUGGCCCUGAAUUGGGUCCCUCCAAAAUUUUCAGGACAGGUCAGCUUCGUCCUGGGACAGCUGAUGCAAUACAAGCAAUGCUUACUGGGAAAGACGGGGAGCAAGUUGCUUUCAACUAUUUGACAGGAAAAUUUGGUGGAGUCGUGAAGUGGGUUAAUCAAGAUCAUGAGACGGGGUUACCCUAUGACAUGGUUAUAGAAGUGGGAAGUAGUACAGAGUACGUUGAAGUCAAAGCAACAAGAUCUGGUGUGAAGAACUGGUUCGAAAUAUCAUUUAGAGAGUGGAAAUUCGCAGUUGAAAAGGGUGAAUCUUUUAGCAUUCUUCAUGUACUUCUAGGUAAUAAUAAAGCAAGGGUCACAACAUUCAGAAAUCCUGUAAGACAAUGCCAAUUAGGGAAGCUCCGAUUAGUUGUUCUGAUGCCCUCCGUCUCUGAGACAUGGGAGGAUGUUUCUCUGCUGACUUGA